GCCUCUCGUGACGAGGCUAAAUUAAGGGAGAAUAUUAGAUGGUAAUUUCGCAUUGAUGCCUGGAGCAACGAAAUACUGCUAAUUACGAUUAGCAAGACAAAGCGAACGGAGCGAAAUAUAGUAGAAGAGAUUGAUUCGAAGCAGACGUAGCCGAAGCACCGCGCAUGAUCCUCUACCCCCUCUGCGCUCGUAAAGCUUUUCUAGGGGUGGUUGGGGUCCACGUGGCGCAACACGGUGCUGUCAGUCGCGUCCGACAAGCCAAACGCGUAUCACGUCUCAGAGCAGCCUGAUUUGGCGCGUUUCGCGAUCGCUUUUCCUUGAUAAGAGCGAGACACGUAGUCCCUCGACGGUGCUGUUCUUGUCGUGAGUCGUAAUCGAUCGGCCGUGUCCAUUGUCAAUCGUGUCGUAAUAUCCCGAAAAUUUUAAAAGUACAACGAUCGAUUCACGCCCGUUCUCCUGAUAGUCUCGCUCGCGGGGAUUAAAGUAUGCAGUCCAGAUGGAAAAUGCGUGCAAAUGGCGCACGCGUUAAGACGCAUCUCUUACGCGACUUGUGAGCCGCAGCACGCCCAAUUCAGCUUUCUGGCGCGAGAGCCCAGGGCCCACUUCAGCCUGCAGCACUGUCAUUCUUUUAUCACCGAGUCUGCAGACCAGGCGGAGGAGCUGAACACCAUCGUUGGCAAUGCUUUCCGCAUGGCGUACGUGGCGCAGCUUCAGCGCCAGCCGAUCCUUCAGGAUGUAAUCUCACCGCGGUCGACGGCAUCUUAUCGCAAGGACAAGCAGGAGCAUCGAACGUCGUGGAACAAAUCGCCGGCCGCAGACGACACGAUCGCCGCGGGCGCUUGCAGGAGUCCGUCGUCGAACUCGUGGCUGAAAAGUCGGACGUCGCCCACCACCAGGCCUGGAAGGGGUCCGUCCGCAGCGGAUAUGAACGUGCAGCUCGGCAGCGCCGGCUCGCCCACGCUGCGGCUCGCCGGCGUAAAGACGCCGAACACGAUCCCGGGUCUACGGCCGUCGUUCACGAACGUCCUCGGGCCCAUAACGAGCGUGAACGAGCCGAAGAGCAUAUCCCAGCAGAGCACGCCGAGCAGCGAUGAGAGCAACUCGCCGACGGAGCUCAACUCGUACAAGAGGCUAACGGACAAGCCGCCGCUGAUAAAGCGGCUGGCGAUGGGUUUGACAGGUGGACGCGACGUUCUUGGGCUCAACGGCGAGGAUGACAGCUGCCCGCUCGUCAGCGGUAGCAGCACGCCGACCAGCCCGUCGAACAGGCCCCAUUCCGGGGGCUACAUAAACGAGGCGAUCAUCGACUCGGAGGGCACCAGGCCGUCGUACAACAAGAUCCCGCCGUCCGAGAGCCUCGACAACACCAUCAACGCGUCCAUCACCAACGCGAAGAACUUGAACAUCGAGAACAACAGGAUAGGGCACAAUUGCCCGGACUCGGGCACGGAGGCGGAAUUCAAGUCGAAAAGAAGAUCGCAAAUUAGCACGUCGAGCAGCUCGGUGCCCGCUGACGGAAGUACUCAUGGCUCCACGCCAACCCCGCCGCCUUUACCCGAGAGAACAGACAGCCUGAAUAAUCGAAGCGAGGAGGCCGAGCUACGCAAGGCGCCCUGGUUUCAAGCUGGAAUACCCAGGGAGAUAACGCUGGAGGUAUUGAGCCAAGAGCCGGAAGGAGCGUUCAUGGUGCGCGAGAGUACCAGCAAGCCCGGAUGUUACGCCCUCUCCCUCCGUGUGCCCCGUGAAUUCCAGCCGAGCGGAAUAGCCCAUUAUCUCAUAAUGCGUACAAACAAAGGUUACAAAAUCAAAGGCUUCACGAAAGAGUUCACGACGCUCACCGCGCUAAUCACUCACCAUUCGGUCAUGCCGGAAUUAUUGCCGUGCCCGCUGUCGCUGAGCCGAUAUAAUCCGAGCUUCGUCAAGACCGACUCCAGCAAGGAUUUCGCGGACAUCGACUCGGACCCGGAUUACAAUACCCUGGCGGAUUUUCGCAAAAUGAUGGCCGACCUGAAUGUCUAGAAAACGAUCGUCGAGAAUCCCCUCCCUUUUCCCUACCCCGCGCUUUUUUUCUGCGAUUUCUCGAUUUCGCCGGUUGAAACCAGUUGGUACCGCGAGGCACAUGUUCGGUAUAUUUGUACCUGGUUCGAUUAUUGUGCCAUUUGCAUUUGCACGUGUAAAGAGCCGACGUUAACUCGCGACCGUCGUCCGCGCGAACAGAUCUCUCGGCACCGGCGCAACGCGCACGCUUGGACGACGCUUAAAGUUAACGUAUCUAUGUUCCGGAAAGACUCGCACAGCCACCAGUGAUACAUACUCGUAAGUCAUUAAUAACGGUAAGAAACGGUAGCGUAGAUAAUUUAAUAACUCCUAGUGUUACACACGGACGCGUGGACUGGAAUAGCGAUGCGGGUGUUUUUUGUUUUGUUUUGUAUCACAGCACGCGCGCGCCUAGCGAGACGUUAGUGUUAAGCUUGUUACGGCGGACGAGGUGGGACAAUCGGCGUCUGUCGAAUCUUCAAUCGGAGUAAAUUAUUAUGUCCGCGAAACGGGAUGUACGUUCGAGCGAUCGUUACGAGGUAUUAUAUAUUUUUUUUUCGCGGGUUAAACGGAAGUAAAUCGAGUUUUGUUAUCGUUUGGAUCGCCCCCGACAGUUGCAACGAUGCCAAACGAUUCGUAUGAAUAUAUCCUUGUUAUGAAACAAUAGUCGUGCGAUUGGAGAAUUAAGGAAGAUAAGUGGAGCGAAUCAAUUCGUCGCGGAAGGUUACGAAGUUAAAAAACGGUUUUCGAAUAACUUUUAAUUUAUAAUUAAACCGUCGGGUUGGAAGGACGUUAAAAAUGCACGACGAUUCUGAAGGAAACUGAAGGUGAUACGCGGAAGAUGUGUUCUCCGGGAGAAAAAUCGAUCACUUCCUUCCGGAGUUUCGUUACAUUAAGAUACUUUCCAUCCAGUUCCUCCCCUCUUGCAGCUUCACGGCGUCUGAAAAUAAUCUAGUAAUUUUUAUUCGACUGAAGUUA
Molecule: messenger RNA, 3015 nt
Organism: Vollenhovia emeryi
Lineage: Eukaryota; Metazoa; Arthropoda; Insecta; Hymenoptera; Formicidae
Product: tensin-1-like
Exons: 9
Coding region: 514-2019 (501 amino acids)
Source: RefSeq, a predicted model, not a curated record